GUCGCCUGGCUGUGCUGCUGCUUGAGAACUGGAAACAUGCUGUCCUUCGUCCUGAGGCGAGUCACGCGGCCACUGUGCCAGCAAGCUCCAGUUCGUCUCAGUGUACGUGGUCAGCAGUCUCACGCCGCCACCCGGGCAGUGGAUGAAGAUCGUCCGUGGACGGGCCAGGAAAGCCUGGCUGAGGACGACCCCGAGAUGUGGAAUCUGCUGCUAAAGGAGAAGGACAGGCAGUGCCGCGGAUUGGAGCUCAUUGCGUCGGAGAAUUUCUGCAGUCGAGCAGCUCUGGAAGCUCAGGGCUCCUGUCUGAACAACAAAUAUUCCGAAGGCUACCCAGGGAGAAGAUACUAUGGUGGAGCAGAAGUGGUCGAUCAAAUUGAGUCGCUGUGUCAGAAACGAGCCUUGGAGUCCUUUGACCUGGACCCAGCUCUGUGGGGUGUCAACGUCCAGCCCUACUCUGGUUCCCCUGCUAACUUUGCUGUCUACACGGCCGUGCUCAAACCUCAUGACCGCAUCAUGGGCCUGGACCUGCCUGAUGGAGGACAUCUGACCCAUGGCUACAUGUCCGACGUAAAGAGGAUCUCUGCAACUUCAAUCUAUUUCGAGUCCAUGCCUUACAAGCUGAAUACUGCAACAGGACUCAUAGACUACGACCAGAUGGAGAUGACGGCCAAGCUGUUCAGGCCCAAGCUCAUCAUCGCUGGCACCAGCGCCUAUGCCCGCCUCAUUGACUACGCCCGCAUCAAGAAGCUGUGUUCUGACGUUAAGGCCUACAUGCUUGCUGAUAUGGCCCAUAUCAGUGGCCUGGUGGCUACCAAAGCCAUCCCUUCUCCCUUUGAACAUGCUGACCUGGUCACCACUACCACACACAAGUCCCUCCGAGGAGUCAGGGCUGGCCUCAUUUUCUAUCGUAAGGGAGUUCGCUCAGUGGACAAGAAGGGGAAGGAGAUCAUGUACGACCUUGAGGACAAGGUCAACUUCUCUGUGUUCCCCUCCCUGCAGGGUGGACCACAUAAUCACGCCAUCGCUGGUGUGGCUGUGACACUGAGACAGACACAGUCUCCCAUGUUCAAGGAGUACAUCUCCCAGGUACUAAUGAACGCCAAGUCUAUGGCUGCAGCUCUUCUCGGCAAAGGCUACACCCUGGUGUCAGACGGGACCGACAACCACCUGGUCCUGGUUGAUCUGCGGCCGAAAGGCAUCGACGGGGCUCGGGCCGAGAGGGUGCUGGAGCUGGUGUCAAUCACCGCCAAUAAGAACACCUGCCCCGGGGACAAGAGCGCCAUGACUCCUGGAGGCCUCCGGCUCGGUACUCCAGCUCUGACAUCCAGACAGUUCAAAGAAGCCGACUUUGUGCAAGUUGUCGAGCUCAUGGACGAAGGCUUCGAGAUUGCCUUGGACGUCAAGAAAAAGACCGGAAAGCUCCAAGACUUCAAAAACUUCCUCCUUCAGGACCCAGAGACCAUUGCUCGCAUCGCCAACCUGCGGCAUCGCGUUGAAGCGUUUGCCAGGCCCUUCCCCAUGCCGGGCUUCCACGACCAUUAAACCAAACAAUAUAGAGUCUGUGCGGCCAGAACAGCCAGGUGGCGCCGAGCUGGCUGAGUGUGAUGGACACGACAGUGAUGCUCGCUUGCUGCCUGUGAAGCACGCUUUUUUCAAUCAGAUCUGGAGAAACAACAUUUUCUUUUUUUAUAUACUUUUUGCAAUCCACCAAUCCGUUAAUGUAAAAACUCGUCCUCCAGUUUGAGGUUAAGAACCUAUAAAGUCACUGUUUUUGUAGAACCAGAGAACAUAUUUUCUAUUGUAUGUGUAAAGAUCCAUCUCAGUCGUCGUCACGCACUUUCUCGAGUGGGUAUGAGGAAGAAGAAAAACAUGUCGAAUCAAACGACAACCAACAGCUCUUGCUGUCACAGACUCUGUGACUGGAUUGGUGUAUAAUUAGUUUUUUAUAAUGAGAUCCACUGAGAGGUCUUAAUGCUGUAAAGAGUCUUAAUUAAUGUCACUAAUGUUUUAAUUAUAUUCACAAGGAGAUGUGUGCAUGAUGGCUUUCUGUUUAUCAAACAGUUACACAAGGAGACGUUAUGAGGUGGAGCGGUGGUCCACCGCACAACGUUGGCUCUUAGGAUUAUGUGGGGCACAUUUUUCAGAUCAGAAAUGAACCCUAAAUGUUGUCAAACAUUAUUUAACUUAAAGUUGUGUAUCUUGUCCCUAAAAGUUCGAUUACACAGGAGGUGGACGAAAUCAUUGCAAUAUCGAACAUUCUAAAAACCCAAUAAAGCAUCACUACAAAAUGUAUUUAUAUGUUUACAGUUUUUUAAAAGUUUUUUUUGUUUUUGUUUAACCCAAAUCAAAUAUAUAUGCUUAUUUUUUAUUAUUGACGCUGUUGCUAUUGCAAUGUCUUAUUUGUUCCAUCAGACCAACAGUGAUGGAUUUAAAUAGCUAAAUAUGUUAUGAUGGAUGAUUAACCAAAUUGACAAAUAACAGAAUGUCAUCGUGGAUUAUUUUAUACUUUAAGUGCGUUUACAAAGUAUCUAUAGUUUUCUAUGUAUUAUUUAAUAAGAACUAACCCUGUAACAGCCAACUUUUUUGCAUACAUGUUGAGGUUUCCAACACCAGCUGGUUUGUUGCACUAGAAGAGUAUUUAUAGAGCAGUCUGUCUGACGUCUCACAAUGAUGGAAAUUGUGAAGCAGCUUGAUUUUAAAAAAAUUAUAUAUAUAAAAACACCUCGUCUUGGCUCCCAGAAGGGACGUGUUGUCAUUAUCGCUGCAUCAGUGAGGACGCGACCGCUGUUAGGGAACGAUCGAGAAAAGAGCGUUAGAAUCGGUGUUUUACUCUCUUACUUUGCACAAAACACUUCUAAAAGUGAACCAAAUCCUCAAUUAUCCACAUCACAUGUUUCUGACAGCAUCAAUAUACCAAUAAGUAUUUUACCACUUUGCUCAAAUCUUUUUGUCUUUUAUAAGCUCUUAAUAUGCUGCGAGCCUUUUUUUCCUGUCCAUCAACAGUGUUUGAUCUAACUUUCUUUUACAGAACAUUUUAUGAAUUUUGAAUUGGUAUACGCCGACUCCUAAUAAAAUUCAAUGAUGCAUCCAUA
Molecule: messenger RNA, 3092 nt
Organism: Pseudoliparis swirei
Lineage: Eukaryota; Metazoa; Chordata; Actinopteri; Perciformes; Liparidae
Gene: shmt2
Product: serine hydroxymethyltransferase 2 (mitochondrial)
Exons: 12
Coding region: 37-1542 (501 amino acids)
Biological process (GO): regulation of oxidative phosphorylation; L-serine catabolic process; purine nucleobase biosynthetic process
Cellular component (GO): BRISC complex; cytosol; mitochondrial matrix
Molecular function (GO): serine binding; glycine hydroxymethyltransferase activity; mRNA regulatory element binding translation repressor activity
Source: RefSeq, a predicted model, not a curated record